AUGGAAACCGAGCUCAGCAGAAUCGCAAAGCUGAUAAAAAAUGAAGAGCAAUGCAAAAAAGAUGGGAACUCCAUGAAAGAGAAAAAGUUCGUGUGGCUGGUAGAGGAUUUCUACAUUCAAUCACUGUAUCCAUUGUACGGUGAUCUCACCGGAGAGUACGUAAAGUCAGGUCCCAGCAAAGUGGAUAGGAUGUCCUCAGCAUCUUCCUCUAGCUCGGAGUCUGAGUACUUUUCCUCAGAGGAAGUAGAUUCAAAUUCAGACAUCAAUGAUUUUCCCAGAGAAAGGGAAGCUUCUACUCCUCAAAUCCUUAAUCCAGAGCUUCAACUUGAAAGCCAAUCACGUCAAGUUAAACAACUCUUGUUUGCAAAGAACGCUGAUUUGCACAGACGAGUUUUUGAGCUUCAACUGUUACUUAACGACACCAAAGGAACAGUGUCUGUGUUACAGGGAAAACUCCAAACCAACGAGGAUCGCUCAGCAACCAAAAUUGCUGAAUUGAUGGCACGGAUACAUGAACUCGAACAAGAGGCAAAGUCUCUGCGGACUCAGAAAGGAAAAGUGGAAGAGAAGAUUAGACGCAGCAGAAACGAAGCAUGGACCCAGAAGAAGGACUUCGAUGACCAGAUUAAUGCCAUGCAGCAAAUGUUAGAUUCCGUGAGAAAUCACAACAAAGAGUUGGAGGUACAGUUGGAAAGAACGAGAGUAGAAGCUUCGCAAUCAUGCUCGGUUAGAAUACAAAAUCAUGGGGAGGAUUUGGCUGAAGGAAAGGAGUGUUUUCUUGCAAGAAUAAAGGACCUGGAACUGGAAUUGGAAUCUCGAUGCAGCAAACAGCACGAUUUGGAGGAUAGAAACAAAGAACUAGAAAGAGCAAUGGCACGGGGAGUGCAAGAGAUAUCUGAACUUUUUAUUUAUCAUGAGGGUUGUGAAGAAGGAGCUACCAUACAUGCUGAAGCUUUACAAACUUUAGUUGAAAAAUUAAAAACCAGGGUGGCUGAUCAGGAGGAAACGAUAAACAAGCUAACAGAAAGCAUUGAAGAAAUAGGUGCAGAAAACAGACAUUGUAAGGAUUGGAUAAGAGAAAGAAAUGGUGAAGUGAAAGAGAUGAAAGUGAAGGUAGAUGGGCUUGAGAUGUUGCUUGAAAGGAAAGUAGAAAACUUGGAAAGGGAUGUGAAAGAGAAGGAUGGUGAUUUGGUGGGGCUUGCGGAGAAGAAGAAAGAAGCAAUAAGACAACUUUGUUCUCUGGUUGAGUUUCAUCGUGAUCGCUAUGUCUAUCUAAAGGAUUCCAUGUCAAAGAGAAACAAGUUUUGGUAACAGAAAACCAGUCUCCAUUUGCGUUUUCAAUAGUCAUUGUAUUUGCUUCAAGAAACACACAUUUUUUUGUGCUUUCUUAGAGAAUGCCAUUUCUGUUAACUUUUAGGUACGAGGUUGUCACUAUCAAACAACCAACCACAUUAUACCUCUUAGCUGCUUCUGCCACCAAUCAUGGCAAAAGACUCCUACAUUAUG
This is a messenger RNA of Vigna umbellata (rice bean), 1506 nucleotides long. NCBI's taxonomy places the organism in Eukaryota, Viridiplantae, Streptophyta, Magnoliopsida, Fabales, Fabaceae. The record is from RefSeq and is a predicted model, not a curated record.